Durusdinium trenchii is the source of this 1853-nucleotide messenger RNA. The record is from the annotation of a GenBank genome assembly. Lineage: Eukaryota; Dinophyceae; Suessiales; Symbiodiniaceae.
GAGUUCAUGACCCACGGCUUUCGCACUCCAACGCCAUGCUCUCUCGUUGCACCCGCGCCCACCCGCGCGCCUCCACGCGCCUCACCUUACCGCCCCGCUUGGGGAGUCGAAAGCCAGGUGUGAAUCACCAACUUCACUCCUUCCACUGCUUCCGCCACACCGCGUGUCCAGCCGCGGCGCGGAACGCGUGUCCGGCGCUGUGCGGCGCGGCUGCGUAUGGUGCCGCGCGCCACCGUCGCGGAGCGGCACGGCGUUCCGUGGACCGGCGUGAGGGAGGUGAGGUGGUCUCGCACCAUGCUCUGCUGGGCCUCCCUGAAGGCAUCGCCGAUGUGUCGGAGAUCGAGCGGGCCUAUGCCGCUGCACGCAAGAUGGCCGAGGAGCUGCCGAGCGAGAGCCUGGUGAAGGAGCUGCACGAGGCCUAUCAAGCCGUGCUCUCGGAGGCGACGGCUGUAGCACCAGCUUCUGCUUCUGCAGCGCCACGGGGGCAGCUUGCCGCUGAGGCGAACGUGGUGCCUGGUAGUCAGAAGGUGUUCCUGCAAACCUUCGGAUGUCAACACAACCAGUCUGAUGGAGAGUACAUGCUGGGACAGUUGCAGGACUACGGCUACACCGUGGUGCAGGACGUGGAAGCCUGCGAUGUGUGCGUGGUGAACUCCUGCACCGUGAAAACGCCCUCGGAAUCGCGGGGGCUCCAUUUGGUGAACAAAGCUUCACAACUUCAGAAAGCUGUGGUGUUGGCAGGGUGUGUCCCUUCGGCCGACCAGUCAUUGCCCAAGAGGCUUCCUCAUGUGAGCAUGCUGGAAGUCUCGCAACUGGAUCGCAUUGUGGAGGUGGUCGAAGAGGCGAGCAAAGGAAGAGUAGUGACCCUUUUGGAGAAGAAGAAGUCGGGCGCUACCUUGCCGUCACUGUCUUUGCCCAAAGUCCGGCAGGACCGUUUGACUGAGAUCAUCACCAUCAACGCUGGAUGUUUGAACUUCUGCACCUAUUGCAAGACUCGCCAGGCUCGCGGCGGCGUCAAGUCCUACGCGCUAGAAGACCUGGUGCAACGCGCGCGAGAGGCGGUUGCUGAGGGCGUGUGCCACAUCGAAUUGGCCUCGGAAGACAUGGGUGCCUACGGCUAUGACCGAAAAACCAACAUUGGUGAACUCUUGCUUCGCCUCAGCGACGCCCUGUUGGACUUACAAGCGAGUAGUGGAGCCGGGUAUGAGGUGAUGUUGCGCACUGGGAUGACGAACCCGCCUUACAUCAUGCAGCACCUGGAAAGUGUCGUCGAAGCCUUGCAGCGGCCCAACGUGUAUGGCUUCAUGCAUGUGCCCGUACAGUCGGGCUCGGACGCGGUGCUCAAGGCCAUGAAGAGGAAGUAUACAGUGUCCGAGUUCAUGCAUUUGGUGGAGCGCUUGCGGGAAGGUGUCCCUGACAUUUAUCUCCUCACUGACAUCAUUUGCGGCUAUCCCACUGAAACGGAGGAGGACUGGCAGAGGACGUUGGACUUAGUGAAGCGCUGCCAGUUCCAUGGCGUGUACUCCUCGCGCUUCUUCGCCCGCGCGGGGACGCCCGCGGCGAGGCUGAAGCAGCUGCCGCACGCCGUGACCAAGCGACGCUAUCAGGAGUUGUCGGCCUUGGAGGCUCUCAAGGUGGACCGCUUUGCGCCCCUGCUGCACCGCCGCGAGCGCGUGUGGUUUGCCGGCAGCGACGAGGCGCGGCAGCAGACGCUGGGCCGGACGAAGAACUUUGCCAAGGUGGUGGUGCCGCGCGACGAUGCGCUGCUGGGGCGGAGUGCCAUGGUGGAGAUCACCAAGACUUCGGUGCAGCAUGUUGAGGGGCACGUGAUCCAGUGAGCUGAGUGGAGCGAA